AGAUUAUAUUAGACUUCUUUAUUAAUGUUUGUGUCUUUGUCACGAAGUUUUAGGUUCUAUUACGAUUACUUCGCCUCUUUCUUUUCUCAGCAGUGAUAGUUGCACCUGACGUCUGGCUCACGUCACUAACAAAGAAACGUCCAACAGAUCAGAAAGACAGCACAAACCUCACUAUCUAUGCUUGUCUCGUCGGUGCGUCCCUUAUCUUUGCCGUCACCCGAGCAUAUGCAUUCCUUCAGGUUUUGCUUAGAUGUUCUGAGCGUCUUCAUAACAAAAUGGUUUUGGCAAUUUUACAAGCACCGGUUCUAUUCUUUGAUUCAAAUCCCGUGGGAAGAAUACUCAAUCGAUUUUCUAAAGAUGUAGGCUGCCUUGACGAGCUGUUGCCAAGGAAUUUUCUAUUAUCUAUCCAGUGUGUCUUGAUGGUGUUUGCAUCAACAAUUAUACCAACUAUUACAAAUCCUUGGCUUCUAUUUCUUGUUAUUCCGUUGAUUGUGUUAGUCUUGUGCAUCUCCACGUAUUACUUGAAGACGUCCAGAGAGCUCAAAAGGUUAGAGUCAAUAUGCCGCAGUCCAGUCUUCUCUCACUUUUCCGAGACCCUGAAUGGACUGGACACGAUUCGAACAAGAGGCAGACAAAGGGAUUUCGUGGAUCAGUUUUACAGAUAUCAAGAUGUUCAUAAUCAGGCGUAUAUUAUGGUGAGGGCCAGUGGGCGAUGGCUUGGUGUACGCUUGGACCUUCUCGCAUCCAUUUUAGUUGGUGCUGUGUCUUUGACAGCCGUUUUUGUGUCUCAGGAGGCCGGUAGGUGUAUUUUAUCAGCAUUAUGAAAUCACGCCUACCACAUUCGUAACAUAGCUGUUCCAUUCUACUGCAGCCCGCUGUUUAUUUCAUAGUCUAUAGUGGUGCAUGGUAGAACUAAGGAAGAUUACCAUUUGAUCAAAAAAAUAAAAACAUAACAAACAUAAAAAAACUGGCAAGGGCAAUUUACGAUAGUGAGUAAAAAGAGCAGCACCUCUUUGCUUUGUAUUGGUCAGUUGUCUUUCGUUUUCUCACGAAAGGCAACCGGUCGGCAGCGUUGAGAGGGUGUUGUAUCCGCAAGAUGCGAUAACCGAGGUCAAUAAUUCUUUAGCAGUGAGUUUAGUAAUUGAGAAGUAUUUCGGUACACUUAACACGGAAUGUGAGGUUCGUGUUCUCUUGGCAGAAAUGGAAAGAACUUCACAUGAGCCGAUUGGUAUUUGCGGGAAAGUCACAGAACGCGCGAUCUGUGUACAGGUGUACGCUGCGUUGCAGAAGGAAAUUUCCCUGCAAAUAACCGUCUGCGAAUUAGUGUACAAAUCUUUGUCUGAAACCUCUAACGAACUACUUACUACAACCGGAAAUGAUCCAACGUUGUACAGGUAUCAAACGAUACAACACACGUGGUAGGAAGGAGAUUUUGAAGCGGUGAAAUCUCAGUUCGAAGAGUUGAAUCUUCUCCCCGAACAACGAGAUGCGAUAAAUCAUUCUUCUAAGGGAAAACAAUUUUGUUAAUUUACCCUCUGGUUUUGGUUAGUCCUUAAUAUUUUAAUACAUCCCGAUUGUCGCGGACAUCGUAAAUAACAAACCUCGUGGUUCAAACGUCGUUAUUGUUAUUUCACCGUUGCGAUCGCUGAUGGAGGACCAAGUUCGAUAUUUGACCAAAUUGAAUACUCCAGCUAUUUCGAUAACGAAUGAUAGUUCGCCCCCAGGAUUUCGCGCGGCCAUUUUUUUGUCGCUAUUUUCUUUCGCGUCACGCACGACGGACUAAGCGAAAGAGGAACUACUCGUGUCUACCGCUAUGUGGAGGUGAUAACAACGGGGUGAGGGGGGAUCUUCAAAUAUUUCGCUAAGCGAUGGUUAAUUUUGGAUUAAAUGCCAGUUUUGCGUUAGUAUUUGUUAGGUACUGAUGGCUGAUAUUGCGUGACGAAAGGCAAGAAAUUUUUUUUUUUCGGGUAACCAAUUACAAUUAAGAAAGAUUUCGAAAACGACUUCCCGCAUUCGUUUCUCUGUCGAGGGUCUAGAACAAGGUUCUGUGCGCUACUUUGCAGACGCUAGUAACCGGCGGUAUGUAGCGUCUGCGACGCACGUUAGAUUUGUGUAGUACCAAAGAACUAAAAGAUAGUUAGGUUCGGUUGAAAGCUGCAUUUUACGUGCGAUUGUAUACAUGUGGACAGGUCUAUUCGUGGUGAUAACCGCGAAGAUUUGCAAAGGAUUCCUACUGUACGAUGUACAGUUCGAAGCCAUACCUUACAUUUACAAUCGCGUAGAUGCUUCACGUCAACAAACCCGUGCCGAUGAAGUUUAAAAUUGGGAAGUGAUUCAAAUAAGCUAUAGCUAUGAUCUAUUUAUCUCCCGGUUUCAUUUCUUUUUUUCAGUAGAUAGAGAGUUACUUUGUUGCCUAGAGAACCGUUUGUUGUUCAACAAAUGUAAUCGAAUUAAAUGGAGAAGCCAAUGAAAUUUAACUGUUCUCAAGGUCAACCUUUCACAGAGGUGCGAGUAGAUGUUUCUUCUAGUUUUACCAGUACCAAGACGCCUAAAGGCGAUUCCGUUGGCCAGGGAGCGUAGCAUUGGAAUGAAUUGUGAAGUUACUGUAAAGUGCCACGAUUAAUGAGUUAGAUCAGCUAUAGAAAUCACUGUAGAAAGUCUUGAAGAAACGGUCACUGUGUUUGUAGUGGAAAAUAGGGUAGGCGGAAAAUUACUGUGCGAGAAGAGCCUCCUUCCCCGGCUCCUAUUUCUUCUUUCCGGGUGAUCUACAAGAUGGAACGAGAGUGUGCAUGGUGUUUAACUGAAAUAAUAUUG
Molecule: messenger RNA, 2814 nt
Organism: Orbicella faveolata
Lineage: Eukaryota; Metazoa; Cnidaria; Anthozoa; Scleractinia; Merulinidae
Product: ATP-binding cassette sub-family C member 4-like
Biological process (GO): transmembrane transport
Cellular component (GO): membrane
Molecular function (GO): ATP binding; ABC-type transporter activity; ATP hydrolysis activity
Source: RefSeq, a predicted model, not a curated record